Molecule: messenger RNA, 1385 nt
Organism: Melitaea cinxia (Glanville fritillary)
Lineage: Eukaryota; Metazoa; Arthropoda; Insecta; Lepidoptera; Nymphalidae
Exons: 4
Coding region: 267-1385 (372 amino acids)
Source: RefSeq, a predicted model, not a curated record
GUAACCAUUGCCUCUUUCCUGACUGCAAUAAUAUUGGUACUUUGCACAGUGUUUCAGACAAAUUAAGAUCUGUAAUAUUAAGUAACCAUAAAUAUUAUGUUCCAAAACUAGCCCGAAUCUGUAGCAUUCAUUUAUUUAGAAAUUCAUGGGAUAGUCUGUACGAAUCAGAGAAUAGCAUUAACGUAUUUAAUGUUGAGCAUGUUCAACACAUAUUUUCAUUUGUAAAUGCAUUUAAUCCUACACUAGACUUUGAAAAUUUACAAGAAAUGGAUGACCAGAUAUUUGAAUAUUGGGUGGGGCUAUCUAAAGAAAACUUUUAUUUAAUAUUAGAGGAAGUACCAAGAAUUUCAGAAAUGAAAAGCGGGAGGCUAGGUCUUGUGACUUUGCUUCUAAAACUAAGAACAGGAGAGUCUGAUGAAAGGAUAGCCACUUUAGUGCAAAAGCCACGUCGUAGUUUAGAGGUAUUAAUGGACAAAGUUCGGGAAGUACUUGUGCAUGAUUAUGUACCAAGACAUCUAGGUAUUAAUCAUAUUUCUAGGGAACAAUUACUAGGCCAUAAUCUGGUUAUACCAAAUGGCAUAUAUGGCAAUAGUAAUAAUGUCAUAGUGAUCUGUGAUGGUACCUAUAUUUACACUAACAAGAGUAGUAAUUACAUGUUUCAAAAAGAUAGUUACUCUCUUCAUAAAUACAGAAACUUAUUAAAGAUAUUUUUAAUUGUAACUUGUGAUGGCUAUAUUGUUGACUGCUUUGGCCCAUACAAAGCUACAACCUCAGACGCUGAAAUUAUGUCUUCAUUAUUUAGAAAUGAGUCAUCCGCCCUUAGGUUUUAUUUCAGAGAAAAUGAUAUCUUUAUUUUAGAUAGAGGAUUUAGAGACAGUAUUGGUUUAUUACAAGAAUGUGGCUAUCGAGCAUAUAUGCCAGAUUCUCUUUUGGAAGGUGAGCACCAAUUAACCACAGCUCAAGCAAAUCGGAGCCGCUGCGUUACCAUGUGUCGAUGGAUAGUAGAGGUGGUAAAUGGUUAUUUAAAACGAGACUUUAAAAUACUCAGACAAGAAUAUUGUCAUCGGUCUCUACCACAUAUGAUGCAGAAUGUUCAAAUAGCAGCGGCUCUAUUAAACAGCUUUGAGUUUUCAUCUAAAAAUGGUCGAGCGAAGUUACGAUCAACAGAAGAACUUUUACUAGAUGAAGUAGUACUUGAGUUAGUGCUAAAACUAGAACUGCAAGAGCUAUUAGAGCUGGACGAAGAACUUGAGCCAGAAGAACGACGUCGCGUGAUAGAUUUCUGCGGAGAGGUCAUGAUAUUUCUAUUUCCUGUUAGCUCGUCACUUCCUACAGGUGCCACCGAAUGCUAUAAUGUUUCAAAGGGUAGAUCAUCCUCACUGUAG